Molecule: messenger RNA, 1524 nt
Organism: Physcomitrium patens
Lineage: Eukaryota; Viridiplantae; Streptophyta; Bryopsida; Funariales; Funariaceae
Source: RefSeq, a predicted model, not a curated record
GGAGCCUGGCCAUCGCCAAAAGAAAAGCUUAAGCAAGCAAGCGAGGCUGCCUCGGUCGCCCUCUCGCCCUCUCGCUGUCUGUGCAAUUGUGUGUGUUUCUCUUGCUCUGUGUCCGUGUCUCUGCUGGAUUCUCGUACAAUUCUCUCUGCGUCGGAGGGAGGAGUAACUCAUGAUAUCGACCAUGUUGCCCUCCACUGCUGUUUGCGGUUCCUCGCAUUCCUCGUUGUAUGCCCUUCUCCCUCUCUGUGCCCGCUCUUCCUCGCCUUCUCUCUACCCUGUGCCUAAUUUGGGUCGACGGAGCUACGGUGCUUCGCGGGGCGAGAGGUUGUUGACUCUUGCGGUGCAGAAAUCGCCCAAGGGGUUCGGCAAAGCGCCCGAGAAGGAAAAGAAGGUACAAAAAAAGGAGGGCAAGCUUGAUGGGUCGUUGCGGUCGGGGACGCAAGCAGACCCGCAGGAUGAGCGCCAGGAGCCUGAGGACGACGUGGUGCCGGAGGUCGUGACCAACCGCAUGCUCAAGCGGAUUGCAUUCACGGUCGGUAUUCCGUUUGCCAUUGGAGUCGCGUUCUUCGUCUUGUAUUAUUACUUGAAGGCUGUGAAAAAGGUGGAUAUCCCCGAGUGGCUGCCGUUGUUUACGUCGUUUCUCACCUUCGGUUCGGCGGGAGCGGGCAUCACGUACGGCGUGUUAUCGGCCAGCUGGGAUCCCAAGCGAGAGGGUUCAUUGCUUGGUUGGAAGGAGGCUCAGCUCAACUGGCCCGUCUUUUGGGAUACAUUCCGGGGAAAGCGUGAUGACCUGAAGAGAUGGUAGAGUAUACGGGGUCCUGUUCUUGUUACAAUUGCGGACGAGUUUGGAGGGCUUCUUCGCUGUAUAGUAGAUAGUAGUUAUUGUGAGGAAUGUUCCCCUACGGUGCAACUGCUGAUAAUCGAUUACUAACCUGGAUGGUAGAGACGGAUGGAUGCUGGAGUAAUGGUCUGUAUUCGGCGAGAAGUGAAUCCUGGUGCAGCUGUUCUAUCUGAUCGCUGAAUUUCUCUUGGUUGCAUUUAGGGUUGCAUGGUUAACAGCAGGUUGAGAUUAACUGUUUGAGACAGUUAGCUCUCUUGCUCCCAUUCCUCAUCGAUUUAGGCCUUCAGAGCAUUGUAGUUUGCUGCUACGGCUUUAGGUUGAAGUGUGAAGUUCGACGUAAUCUGGAUAUGAUGCUUCGCAACCGCAAGUUCUGGGCGAGCCUGAACCUGAGUAGAUUGAUGGUGAUGGCGAGACUUUAUUCACAUUUUCCCAUGCUUCAUAUUCUUGCUGGCAUUUGUACUAGUAGCUUUGUGUGAUUAGGGCACAGACGAGGCAAAUUCUCUGGCGAAAGCUUCUAAUUUCCAUUCGCUUGAAUUACCUCCCCAUCUUCAUCAGAUAUAUCUGAAGCAGCAAUUCUUUCUAUGUAAUGGUAGUGAGCAGUUUAGCCUUUCAUGUCUUGUAUUUCUGCCUCUGAUAUUGAUGAAACCACUGGAGCCCAUUCUACCUGUAAUAUUGGUCAUCAA